This is a messenger RNA of Glycine soja, 1649 nucleotides long. Its product is annotated as sec-independent protein translocase protein TATA, chloroplastic-like. The transcript is spliced from 2 exons. Bases 128 to 568 code for a protein of 146 amino acids. Lineage: Eukaryota; Viridiplantae; Streptophyta; Magnoliopsida; Fabales; Fabaceae. The record is from RefSeq and is a predicted model, not a curated record. Gene Ontology annotation, cellular component: membrane. Gene Ontology annotation, biological process: protein transport by the Tat complex.
AAUAAAAAGUCUUGAAGCAGUCCCACCCCACCCGCAACUUGACUCUGUUGUCGAAACAAUCUUGUUCGUGUUGCUGAUAAUGUUAUCCAAUCUCUUGGCCGAAGCCAGAUAAUAGAAUCACACCAACAUGGACUUGACCCUUUCCCCUUCUUCUUCUUCUUCUUCUUCUUCUUCUUCUUUAGUAAUCUCGAGACCUUCUUACUCUUCAUCCUCUUCCACCUUGUCCUUCUUGGCCACCAACUCAAUUCUCUCUAGGAAAGCUAGAAUCAGCACCAGAAGAAGCAAGGCUCUAACUUGCAACGCAUUGUUCGGAUUGGGCGUUCCCGAACUCGUCGUUAUUGCUGGAGUUGCUGUCCUCGCUUUCGGACCUAAGAAUUUGCCCCAAGUGGGUCGCUCCAUCGGCAAAACCAUUAAGAGCUUCCAACAGGCAGCAAAGGAGUUUGAGUCCGAGAUUAAAAAGGAACCUGAUUCCACAGAAGAGAACCCUGCUGCUGCAGAGAAAUCAAUUGCUGUGAGUGAACAGGAGGAGCAAGAGACUAAGGUGUCUGGUACUAAAGAUAGUGUAUGAGAUGUAGAAGAGUAGACAUAUUUCGCUAAAUUUUUUACCAUGGCUGCCUUAUACAUUUAAAAGAAACAUUAUUCUAAAAUUAACAUUUAAAAGAGACUAAGUUGUCUGAAGUAUGAACAUUCUUUAAUUUUCUUUCUAUCUAGCUAUCAAUCGGAAACAACCACGGGAUAGAUGCACUUUUACAAAAUGCUAGUGCUCGGUAGUUGAGGGAAUUGCCCCCUCAUUUGUUACAGGGGCACAGGUAGUUCAAGGAACUUUGCCAAAAGCGAUGCAAAAUAUCAGUGGAGUGACACCAUUCAAAUCAUUGAUAUAGGUAGUGGAAGGAAGAACAGAGUCGUAUGACUUGUGAAUAGGACCAUGCUUCUUAGAAUUUGGGUUUAAACUUAAUUCAAGCCUAAAAGCUAUUUUACCGGGGAAUAUGGAUUGUGACCUGCGAUACUUAACUGAGAGACAUGAAAAACCAUGAAGUCGUGAAGAUUAGAAGUUGAAGUAUCUAAAAGCAAAGAACAAUGUAUUUCAAGCAUUAGAUCAUUCUACCUUGAAGACAAUCGUUAGUAAAUAAAAACACAUAAAGGGGAAUUUGGGACUCUGAAUCAGAAAUAUCAAGGUACAACACGAGUCAAACGUGCUUAUUUGCAAACAUUAUAAGGAGUUUGAAGUGCUCCACAUGAAGAAAGGAGAAUGGGUGAAUGAGUACUUUGCUUGCACUCGUUAUCAUCAACAAGAUGAAAAGCUAGGGUCUUAAUAGGGAGAAACUGCGGUUGUGGAAAAGAUUUAAGGUUAAUGACUCCCAAGUUCAAUCAUGUUGUGGGCUUCAUUGAAGAAUCCGAGGAGUUUACUUGGGCAUGAACAACUCAUAAGUUACAAUGUUGAAGAAAAACAUGCUUUGAAGGUGACUCGUGGAGACCAAUCUAAAGGAUGAGGACGAGGGUGUGGAAGUUUCAGAGGUAGAGGCUAUGGAAGAGGUAGACAAGGCUUCAAUAAACAAAUGGUAGAAUGCUAUUCUUCUUACAAGCUUGGGCAUUUUCAUUGGUAAUGUCUAACAAAACAAGGAGAGACUAACUACAAAAAAAAAAAAAAA